Molecule: messenger RNA, 2352 nt
Organism: Pseudozyma flocculosa PF-1
Lineage: Eukaryota; Fungi; Basidiomycota; Ustilaginomycetes; Ustilaginales; Ustilaginaceae
Exons: 2
Coding region: 1-2352 (783 amino acids)
Source: RefSeq, a predicted model, not a curated record
AUGGUCACGACCGGCUUCACCGCGGCGCCUCCGCAGCCGCAUCCGAGCUCGCAGCCAUGGACCGAUGGUGGUCCCUCCGCCGAGUCCCGCCCGCUCGCCCAGGGCUACCGGGACGAUGAAGGCGACGAGCACGAGGGCGACGGCGAGGGUGACGGCGACGACGACGACGACGACGGCGAGACGAUCGAGGGACACGACACCGGCAACGAGCUGCUCAAUGAGACCACCGUCAAGUCCGGCUACCUCGCCAAGCGCGGAGAGAAGCGAAAGACGUGGAAGAAGCGGUGGUUUGUGCUGCGCUCUUCGAAGCUGGCUUACUACAAGAACGACAAAGAGUACCAGCUGCUCCGCUUCAUCGACGUCGGCGACAUCAAGACUGUCGCCUCGGUCGAGCUCAAGAAGAAUGAAAACACCUUUGGCAUCGUCACGCCCAAGCGCACCUUCUACGUCAAGGCGAGCUCGCGCCACGAGAUGGAGGCCUGGAUCGCGGCGCUCAACGAUGUCAAGGUGCAAUAUGCCCAGCGCAACACCCUGACCUCCGAAAUAGCGGCCGUCGACCUGGGUCAGGACGCAUCGACGCCGACAGCGACGGCGACGGCGACGUCGGCCGUCUCGCCGCAGCGCUCCGAGUCGCAGGACCGCAGCAAGACGGCCGGCGGCAGUGGAGCCAGGCCAAUCAGCAUCCACAUCCCUGGCAAAGGCUCUUAUGUCGCGCCGGCCCAGCCGCGACCCAUCCCGGGCAGCAACGCCUUCAGCCCGCUGACGGUGACGAGCGAGAGCGACAUUGGCGCUGAGCGCUUCGGGCUGAGCUACACGAGCUCGACGGGCCAGUCGAUGGCGGGCAGCCCUGGCAGGUUCGACCACCCUGCGCCCGGCUUCCUCUCCGGCGGCCACUCGCCCGGCGGCCACUACUCGGGCAGCGAUGCCAGCGAGCAAGGUCACUUUCAGGGGCGCGGAUCCCACGGCUUUGGCAGCUUCCCUCGUCAGAGGAGCAUCAGUGCCGGCCGCAGCAAGGAACCCCCAGCGAGCCCCGGCCCAUCUUCGCAGGGCCAGAGUCAGGGUCAGGGUCACGGCCAGGGACAGGGACAGGCCAACGUGCUCAGCAGCUCAGAGGAGGAGGACGACUGGGACGAGGACGAGGCCGGAGAUCGCGCGAUGCCCCUGCCGGGCCACAACGAUGGCGGCAUCGCCGGAACCGGCCAGCAGGCGGCGUAUCCGCCUCAGCCGUCCCAGACGCAGCAGCAGCAACAGCAGCCAGCGGCCGGCGGCGUGGCUUCGCCCGUCAACAGCGACUUUCUGCGCGACCCGAACAAGGUCAUCACCCAGGGCUACCUCAUGAAGCAGAGCAGCCGGCGCAAGGUCUGGCGGAAGCGCUGGUUCAUCCUGACGGGCUCGAGCCUGAUGUACACGCGCAGCCACAUGGAUGCCAAGGCGCACCGGCGGAUCCCGAUCUCGUCGAUGCUCGACGCCAUCGAGUACGAGUCCAAGAAGCUGCCCGUGGCCAGCCCGUCGAGUCCAAGCCUUGGCUCGUCGGCGACGAUGCCCUUCGGGCUCGGCUCGUUUGCGGCGGGCGGCGGCGGCGGCCCCACGCCCGGGCAAGAAGGUGGCAGCGGGCCGGAGGGCACGGCCGCCACGGGUCUGGUGGGCGCUGCGGGCGCGCAACCUCAGCAGCCGGAGAGGAUGAUGCCGGAGCGCCGUCCGAGCAUGGUGGCGGCGGCGGCCGGCGUGGCGAGCAACGUCGGCGCCAACGUGGGCAUGGGCAUGGGCAUGGGCGGGUCCAAGAAGAAGAAGGAGAACUGCUUCAAGGUCAUCAGCCCGAAGCGGACCUACCUGCUCUGCGCGCCGAGCGAGGAAGAGGAGAUCAAGUGGCUGAGCGCCCUCAAGACGCUCAUCAACCGCCAGCGUAACGCAAGCGCCGGCGCCAAUGCCGGGUCGACCCAGUCUCAUUCCCAGCCGCAGGGGCAGGCGGCCACGCCGAGCGGCACGACGUCCGGCGGCAUCGGAGGCAGCAGCAGUGGUGCCGCACCUGCGGCAGCCGCGCCGCCCUCGUUGACCAAGAACCCCAGCACGGCCAGCUCCGCCACCAUCUCGGCUCAGCAGAACGGUGCUGUCGCCUCGGGCACGCAGCAGGCGAUGGGCUCUCCCGGCGCGGCGGGCGGAGCAGCUGCGACGACACCCUUUGCGGCGACGCCGGGGGCCGGUGAUGCUGCUGCUGCCGGUGCUGCGGCGGGCGGCGAGGGAGGAGGUUUCUUCGCCGCUGCGAGGACGGGCCGAGAGAGGGCGCCGUCCCAGGGUCAGCAGCAGCAGCAGCCGCUGUCGCCGCCGAGGACGCAGCAGGCCGCUACGACCUGA